AUGAAGGCAGCAGUAGUGUUGGUGCUGGUAGUGACGGCGGCAGUGGCCAUCCCGGUCCAAUGGCUAGAGCUGGAGUCAGCCAAGACUCUGCAGAAAGGCCGUCUCGGAGACGUGUACAAGAACUGCAGUAAGUCAACGGACCCGCUGCACAUUAUCAGCUUGACCCUGAGCCCUGACCCACCAGAGAAGGGAAAGAAUCUGACCAUCUCUGUCGAGUAUGAUCUGACGGAGGAGGUGACCGGUGGAGAGAUCAAGGUGAACAUCAAGUAUGACUCGAUCAUACCAUAUGACAAAACCGUCGACAUUUGUGACGUACUGAAAACAGUAAAUCUAUCGUGUCCUAUUAAACCAGUCCAGUCCAGAUUCACUAUCUCCAAAGAAAUUCCCAGUGAUGUGCCUGGGGGACACUACACUGGAAGCGUAGUUGCAAGUGACCAGAACGGCCAGGAGCUGGCCUGUUUUGACCUUGACUUCCAUCUCUAAGACGAUCUAAGCUACUUUGUGUCGCAUGAGUCGACAGGUCUUUGUUUUUAGAACAGUUUUAGCCUAUUAGCUAUACCACUUCCUUGCACUAAGUGAGGGGGAUGAUGACAUUGUUGUUUGCAA
Molecule: messenger RNA, 606 nt
Organism: Geodia barretti
Lineage: Eukaryota; Metazoa; Porifera; Demospongiae; Tetractinellida; Geodiidae
Source: the annotation of a GenBank genome assembly